AUGGUUUCUGAAGUGGAUGAUAAACCUGCUGAAGCAUUUCUAAAUGGUGAGCUUAUUUCAUCAGCUGAUCUUGAGUUGUGGACCAUGGCAAACCCCUACACUUGGAGGAUGGAAUUCUUGAAGCUAAUUGACGUAUCAAAAAAACGGGAAAGCAAAGGUCGACCUUCUGAUUUCAACACAGUGAAUCUUUUGAAGGCUGCUUCAAGUGCAUUAGGUUUUGGACCUCAGACGGCCAUGCAAAUUACUGAACGCUUAUAUACACAAGGUUAUCGUAAAUCACGCUCAGGAACAGAUGCUGGUGAUCAUCCUCCUAUAACUCCAAUGCGACCAACGACUGAGGAUAUUCUUGGAAGAGAUGCCUGGAAAUUGUAUCAGUUUAGAUGCAAAGUAAAAGAUUGUGUUGUAAUACUGAAGCCUUUCAGGUUGGUACCUAUCACCUGUUUGGAGCUGGCUAACGUAUGUAGGAAGGUUGGUUUUCCUCCACAUGUCUUGAAUAUUCUGAUUGGAUUGGGCCUGAAAGUUGCGAUUCCUUUGGCAUAUCAUCCCAAUGUUGACAAGAUUGCCUUUACUAGAAGUAAUACAACAGGGAGCAUGAUAAUGGAAGCAGUCGCUCAAAUGGUCAAGCCUGUAUCUUUAAAACUCGACAGGAAAAGCCCAAUCAUUUUGUUUGAGGAUCAAGAAUAUGAAGAGUCAUAA
Durio zibethinus is the source of this 696-nucleotide messenger RNA. Lineage: Eukaryota; Viridiplantae; Streptophyta; Magnoliopsida; Malvales; Malvaceae. The record is from RefSeq and is a predicted model, not a curated record.